CAACUGCAGGUUUUAGCUAUAUGCAUAAGUUAAAUUAGUGUUUAACAAUACCUUCGAAUUCAAGCAUUGUUUCUGGAACCUUUAGGGAUAUUUGAACAAUUGUGAUAUUGUCAAACGCGCAAAAUCACGUUUAAACAUGGAUACAUCUGUAUGCGUGCGCAUACUUUUGAUCUUUAUAAGCAGUGUAUCAAUGGUUCUUCAAGUGAUAGGUCUGGUUGGGCAUAGCUGGUUUGGGUUUUCUUUAACCGUGGAUAACAAUGGACAGAAAAUGACACAAACCAUGCAUGGGGGACUCCUGUACUUUUCACCACUGAAAGUCUGCCUAGAUGAUGGCAACGGCUCUAGAUGUAGAACACCCGAACAAAUGACAAUACAGGAGAGAAGGUCAUUCGAAGCGACGAACCAGAUUCUAUCUCGGAGUGUUAUAAUACAGAGGUGUUUGGUUAUAACUGGGCUAGCAUCAUCAUGUUGUGGUCUAAUAUUUCUGUUCAUAUAUCUCUUUAUCUUUAAGAAACUUUUCAAACAUAGAUGCUCCGGUAUAACAUCCGCAGUCUUCUGGAUAUUUGCUGCACUGCCUGAAUAUAUAGCUAUUGGUGUACAAAUAUUUGCCAACUUUAACAUGAAGAGUUCAAUCAAUGUGAUGGCUCUAUCUGAAGAUACACUAGGGAUGCACGUUCAAGCACAAUUUAUUACUCCUUGGGCAGUUAUUCUUCUAG
Molecule: messenger RNA, 716 nt
Organism: Ruditapes philippinarum (Manila clam)
Lineage: Eukaryota; Metazoa; Mollusca; Bivalvia; Venerida; Veneridae
Exons: 3
Source: RefSeq, a predicted model, not a curated record